AUGUUGGCGGCUGGUUCAAGCCAAAGGAUGAAUCGGUCCGCGAACCAGAAUAACGGAAACUCCAAUGAAUCAAGACGAGGUGGUCGAAAAAAAAUGCUUUCACGAAAUAAUCAGAACGGAACAAGCACAGGCUCUCGUCCAAAGAGUGGCACAUCUACAAACUCUGCUGGCAAGCAAGGAAACAAUGGCAACACAUCGCAAAAUUUCCAUGCGAAAGGCAGAGGAUCCUCUCAAAAAGCGCCCAACAACAGGCGACAAAAGACACAAACUCAAGAGACCCAAACAGGUACGAAUUUCCUAGACUCACCUUUAUCAAGAGGGGCUGUUUCAGCAGUUGUAGAUGGCCCUUCACAAAAUUUUACUACCAAUGAAGUCGCACAAGUUGGUGCUGUUUUCGAAGACCCGAGUAAGUUGGGUUUCAUGAAGAGCCAGCAAAAAAAGAAAUCCAGGGCAACGCCACGUUAUAUGUUGAGCCAACCUCGACUAUUGGUUACGCCGCCUUUUCACCAGGACCCAUGGGACUUUGAGAAUCAAGCUAAGAUGACCGAUAUUGAGGCCAAAAAUAACGGAUCAGACUACCAAGGCAUCUAUGAGGAGUUCCAAAAAAUGAGAGAGGUGGAGAGAAAAAAAAUGGAAGAACUAGGAUUAGUUGAUGCUGAAAACACCAGAAAGGAUUUGAAUGAUGCCAUCUAUUUCCAGGGUACGUGCUUGGACAUGUGCCCAGUUUUUGAACGGACAAGAAGAGCAUUGGAAAACAAUGUAAAAACGCUAGAAAAAGACCCUACAACGAACAAAAUAUCUCGUGAGAGAGCAGUAAAGGCUUUUUCUAGACCUGCCGCUGGUCAGCCUCCUCCAAUGCCCUCAGAUGUGAGGCCUCCCCAUGUUCUAAUGAAAACUUUGGAUUACAUUGUGGACAACUUUGUGGACCAACUUCCUGAAGCGCAUUCCUUUAUCUGGGAUAGAACUCGCUCGAUCAGACAAGAUUUUAUUUAUCAGAAUUUUUACGGACUGGAAGCCAUUGACUGCAAUGAGAGAAUUGUCAGAAUUCAUUUAGUGUCUUUACACGUUAUGGCUGGAAGCGAUGUUGAGUACUCUCAGCAACAGGAGUUAGAACAAUUCAAUAAAGCAUUACAAACGUUGACAGAGAUCUACCAGGAUGUGAGGAAUAAUGGAGGACAAUGUCCCAACGAGGCAGAAUUUAGAGCUUAUCAUUUGAUAAGUCACUUUCGUGACCCAGAGCUAGAAAGGGAGAUACAAGGUCUUCCAGAUCACAUUUUCAGAGAUCACCAUGUGCAACUUGCUCUUCGCUUUCGGUAUUUAAUGGCACAAAAGAAUGUGGUUGAAAGAGGAUAUACGAACACAAUUGGACCAAUGGAUUUAUUUGUGGAAUUUUUUAGACUCGCCUUCAGCGAGGAAACGUCCUUUCUUUUAGCCUGCUUAUUGGAGACACACUUCAAUGAAAUCAGAUUUUAUGCGUUGAAAUCCAUGUCACGUUCAUAUCACACGAAGGGGAAACCCAUGAUUGCUACUGCUCUUCAAAAAAUGCUCGGUUUUGACACUAUUGAUCAACUAAUAAGUUUUGUCUCGUAUUAUGAGGUGGACAUUAUUAACGACAAUGGAACAGUGCUCGUUGAUCUUUUCAACAAAGAGAAGUUGGAGUCCAAAUACAAGCUCAGUAGUUUGAACGAUAAGCCAAAGUUGUCUCAGGCAUUCUCAAACCAGCUCAACUACAAGAUGAGAGGUACCCUCAAGAGUUUCAUUAACUCUGGCAAGUCUAAUGAGAACCUUAAUUUAAAGAAUGCUCCUGGACUGGAAGUUUUGCAAAGCAAUUCACGCAAACCCUCUUCAAUUAAAAGCCAAGUUCCAUCUUUUGUGCCAUCUAACGCAAAUGGGCCACUCACAGGGCACUCAGUCACAUCCGCAUUUGCAGCUAAUAAUCUUCAAUCUUCCGUUCAACUUGAAAAUGGAAAAUCUCUCGGGUUUGGGCAAAAGGAAGGAUUUUCACAACAACCGAUAUCCAAUACUUUGAAAGAGCCGUCCAUUUCAAACGAGCAAAAGAGCGGUACAUCGUUCAACAUUUCAGACUUUUUGAGCAAUCAGAAUACUUCUCUAGGAUUCAGCUCUACUGACUCUAAGACGAUGCUCUCGAAACCUAAUGAACAUCCUAAUGAAGCUACUCGACUGAACAAAUCAAACCUCAGUUUUCAGGCACCGAAGAUGAGCGAUAAAUCGUUGAGAAGCAAGGGCAAAGAAGAGGAACCGUCUCAAUCUUUCCUGAUGGAUCAAAACAAUUUCAGUCCAACGAUUACACCUAGUGUGUCCCGAUCACUCAAGACACCCGUUUUUCUGAAUCCAAAGAAGGAACAACAUAAACCUUCAAUCGCUAAUACAAAUGAAUUUACUGGUUUGGCUGCUCCACCGAAGCAAAAUAGAAUGAAAUCAACAGAUAGUCCAACCUUACUGAUCAAUCCUAAUCCGCCAGCCCAAACCAUAGCAAAUAAGAUAGACACCAAAGGAAUAGCUGAGCAAAUUUAUGGGCAGAUUGAGAAUUCGGUUUUAGACGAAGAACUUGCAAAAUUAUUAGGUCGUCUAAUUAAGCAUAGAAACAGGUUGGAAGAGAGAAAUCAAAUAAUUGAAUCUUUCACUUCUGAGUUAUAUUCUGCCUUUGUGUCUGAGCUCACACAUCAGUCUACUCUUACCAUACUUGCGGAUGAGUAUUGUAAGAGGAUCACACUUAAGCAUGCAUUUUCCAAUUGGCAAAAGAGGCUCAGUGAGAAGAUGGCUAGAAAAGAGGCAAAAAAACGAAGGCUCCAAGAAUUGCGAUCUAUUGAGUUUAGCAGGCCAACUCUCAAAAGAAGGAGCCUAACCCCGGAUAUAAAUCAGCCAUUCACAAAACGUUCUAGCCCAUCGCUUUCUCAAAAUACCAGCUUUGAGUACAUGCAAGAGAAGCAGAAUAAAAUAUCGAAGUUGUGGCAACCUUUGAACGUCAAAAAGUUUGUUGAUUUACUCUCCCAUGGGUUUGAGAAUCACUUUAACAAGGAGAAAGAAAUACUUAAAUGUUUGUUCAUCGUUGAGGAUUGGUCUUCUCCUUACUCAAAGUGGUUGAACACCAAGUUUUCUCUAAAACUUAGUGAUGAUAGGACACACUAUUCCAACCGUGUUGAAUCGGAACAUUUUGGAAUGGAUUUCGAAAGUUUGCCUAAGAAUCCACGUCUGCUAGAGAAUUCAAUCAGGAAUGUCUGUUUAAUUGUUUUCGAAUGUGGUAUGGUGACUCCGAGUGCACCAUACGGAUCUACUGAAGAGAAGUUGAUCAGGGAUAGUAAAACGUUUCAAAAACUUGUCCAGAUCUGCGACAGAUACUGUUUGUUCAAGGUGCAAUUUCUAGUUCUAUUUUGGGACACUUGCAAGUCCAAUCUACGUAAGGAAAAAGUUGAAGAAAUCUUGAAGGUGAAGGAAAUCACUGACGCAGAUAAUUCUGUCGAGAAUAUUUGCAUUUGUGACAUGUCAAAUGUGAAUACGAAUGUUGCGGAGACUUUGGAUGUUGGGUUUCAACGUUUGUGUCAAAACUUUACGGCCACGUUGACUACUAGAGGGGGGAAGUUCAGGAUGAAACAACUUCAAUUAAGGAGAGAACGAAUGGGUGAUGAUAAUGAUCUUUCGGUGCAACCAGAGGUUUCCCGAACGAUAUCAAGCCACUUAAAGACUAAAGAAGAAGAGCUUGCUCGCAAAGGUCGGGAGUUAGAAAAGAGAAAAUAUUUGGCCAAGCAUAUUGUUACUGGUAACUCCGAUCAUAUUGACUUGUCCAAUGCUUCAUUCAACAAUUCGGUUUUCAAAACACCGAACGGUUCUUUUCUUAAUAACAGCGUUAUCAACCUCAAUACCUCGUUUUUCAAGAACAACACUACUCUUCCCCACAGGGACAAUUCCUAUUUUGGCUCCUUCGCCAAUGGUAGCAUAUUAGAGGAGAGUACACCUUUUGCUUCGCCGGGACCCAAAUUUACGAAACCGCUACUUCCGAAAAAAGUACAAGAACUCAAGGAACUCUCAGCAGCUAUCAAGGCCAAGUACAGAAAGUAG
Molecule: messenger RNA, 4077 nt
Organism: Clavispora lusitaniae ATCC 42720
Lineage: Eukaryota; Fungi; Ascomycota; Pichiomycetes; Serinales; Metschnikowiaceae
Gene: SAC3
Product: Sac3p
Biological process (GO): mRNA export from nucleus
Cellular component (GO): cytoplasm; nucleus; transcription export complex 2
Source: RefSeq, a predicted model, not a curated record